Messenger RNA from Acromyrmex echinatior (Panamanian leafcutter ant), 1619 nucleotides. RefSeq lists its product as uncharacterized. Gene Ontology annotation, biological process: chemosensory behavior; sensory perception of taste; male courtship behavior. Gene Ontology annotation, cellular component: neuronal cell body; axon; dendrite. The record is from RefSeq and is a predicted model, not a curated record. NCBI's taxonomy places the organism in Eukaryota, Metazoa, Arthropoda, Insecta, Hymenoptera, Formicidae.
CAUGCCGCAGCAAUUACACAUCAUUACUUUAUACAUUGCAUCCCAAGGGUGACAAUGUCGAUCGAAGAACACCAUGGUUACUUCACGGCUAACAAAUAAUUCCGUCUGACUACCCAAUGCAGCAAUUGUUUGCAGUUUUGAACUUGAACUCAUCGGGUUUAGUUUACGGAGAGAGCCUCUGUCGGACAUUUAUCGUGGAAAAUCGAAAGAUUAUAUACUUAAAGAAAAGGCUUUCAUAUGUUUACAUCAAUGUUUAAGUGCGCCGAUAAUGCAAUUAAUAAUUUUUAGAAUACAAUCUACGAUUUAGAUCGUUGUUCUUCUAUGACACUUCGCUAAUCAUGUUCACUCCGUCGCCAAAGUCCCAAGGACAAGACAAGGGCAAAGUGCGAAAAAAAUGGCGGCCGUUCCGCGCGACGGACUUUGAAUCCUUGAUGUAUCCCUGUUUCAUUUUCUGUACUAUUUUCGGAUUAUUUCCGUACAAGAACAACGGUUCGACCUUGGAGUUUUCCAAAGUGGGCUAUAUCGUGUCGACCAUCGUCGUAGCUGUCGCCGGCAUUUGGGGACUGACGGUACUCUUCGAGGUCAAUAUUGAUGGGAACAUUAAAUUCAGCGGCGUACCUGGAGCCCUUCAAUGUAAUUGCUACUAUAUACUCGGUGGUGUCAUAGCGGUUAUCACGUAUAUCAUGACCAAAAAGCGGAUAUUAUUGCUCCAGUCCAUGUUAGAGAUUUCUUCGAAACUGCCCCCGGAAUUGUAUCGGAAGAUGUCCAAGAUGGUUCAUGCUAAGGACAUUAUCGGUUUCCUUUUCGUACUAGUACAAUUGUAUAACUGUAUAGAUUCCAUCGAUUAUGGCGAUUUCUUCCUCAAGACGAUGUCGUUUUAUCUCACUAUGCUGGUGUUUCAAAUGGAUAUGCUGUACAUGGAUUGCGUUUAUGUACUGAAGGCCUGUUUCACACAACUCAAUGACAAUCUGCUGAGUUUGCGAGAACUUGUGGUGAGCGAUGAGCCGCAUCUCCUCAGACGUAUCUAUCAUGAGCAGAGAAAUCCAUAUCUGCUAAUGGAGCUCAAAGCCCUAAAGAAGCGACAUCUGAUAGUCAGCGAUACCGUACAUUUAUUGAAUACGGUUUUCAGUAUGCAAAUUCUCACCACAAUAGUCAUGACUUUUGCCGAAAUUACUUUCGGUUUGUAUUUCUACAUAGUGGCGUGGCAAGGGGAGAAGGGGGAUGUUAUCGAUCUCGAGAAACAGAUCUGGUUUAAAUACUACAUCACGUCUGUAACAUAUUAUUCUAUCAAAAUAGUACUUAUAGUGUGGGCCUGCGAUACAGGCAAGGAUCAGGCCAUGCAGAUUGGCACUACUGUACACGAUGUCCUUAUCAGCACCAGCGAUAAACAGAUUAAAGAUGAGUUGCAGCUGUUCUCCUUGCAAAUAUUGCACCGCGAAAAUUCAUUCACCGCGAAGGGUCUCACUGUUGACGCAACACUUCUUACUGCGUUUCUACUAUUUAAUAACGAUUUACCGGCAUCAGCGGUAGUAGCAACAGCGACGUCCUCGAAAGUGAGUUUUCAUUCAAUGCGGAGGCAUGUGGGGUGUAGUCGGAUCGUGAUCUAUCGUCAAGGUUAA